GGAUCCAUCCACAAUAAUCCUUCCAUUCCUUUUUCAUAUUAUUCCAAACGAAGCAAUGACUUGCCACUUUCAUGCAAAACAAACAACCCCUAGAGCUACGGCGUGUUAACCUUCUUCCUCCAAAACUUCUUCUUCUUCCUCCUCCACGCUAUCGUUCAUCUUUAUUCUCCACCAUUCAACCUUAUUCAACCCUAGUAUAAAUCGUUUCCCGCUACUCGUUGAACCCCUACAUUGUUCCGGAGCUCAUUGAACCCUAUUACCCUAAUACCCUCCGUUCACCAACAUCGGUCAAUGCCACUGGCUCUCGGUUAUAUAAACUGGAUUCUGGACUUUUAUGUUUUCUGCAGCUUCAGUCAGAGGAACAAGACACAGGUUUUCCUACCCAUUCAAUAGACAUAGCUUAUUCUGGCUAUGCUUAGUUGAAGAUGUUCCGACCAUUGCAUCAUCCCUUACAAGAUGUUUUCGAUCUUUUACUCCUUAUUCCAUACAUCCAAGAACUUACAGCACACCGAGACAUCUUUCAAAACUACCCCCUGUAUGUUCUCCAUCAGCUUUUGUUUCACAGCUCGGAUCAAAUGUCAUUGGAAGCCAAUGUAAUCAGGCAAACCGGCUACCUUCCAGAUACACAAGUAAUUCAUCAGUUGAACUGAAGACCCAAAAUGAUGUUGUACGGUUCUCUCUGUAUAAGCCUGGGGAUAUUAGUUCUGAAACGAAGAGCCAGAGUAAAAAAACAAUGAAAAAAUCUAAAAGGGCCAAAGUGAAUGAGCUCAAAUUUUAUCGUUUGAAGGCAAAACAAAAGAUGUAUUCUCCUAAUCCAGAAGUUAGAAUUCGCUAUAAGCUUGAAAAGGCCAAGCGAAAGGAAACAUGGUUGAUUGAAAAGCUUAGGAAAUUUGAUGUUCCGAAGCUCCCAACAGAAACAUUUGAUCCUGAAAUUUUAACCGAGGAGGAGAGGCAUUAUCUGAAGCGCACUGGAGAGAAAAAGAAACACUAUGUUCCAGUUGGGAGACGAGGAGUGUUUGGUGGGGUAGUUCUAAACAUGCAUCUUCACUGGAAGAAUCAUGAGACGGUGAAGGUUAUAUGCAAGCCCUGCAAACCGGGUCAAGCUCAGGAAUAUGCUGAAGAGCUGGCUCGACUGAGCAAAGGCAUUGUGAUUGACAUCAAACCUAAUAAUAUUAUCAUUUUUUACCGAGGAAAGAACUAUGUACAACCCAAAGUGAUGUCACCUCCAGAUACAUUAUCAAAAGCGAAGGCCUUGGAGAAAUAUCGAUAUGAGCAGUCACUUGAGCAUACUAGCCAGUUCAUCGAAAAGUUGGAGAAAGAGCUUGAAGAGUAUCAUGAGCACGUUGCAAAGUUUAAAAAAAGGAAAGAGGAUACAACUUAAGAUGUUAGAGUGGACAUUAGUUUGCUGUUCCCAAUUUAUAUAAAUGAUGCCUGAUUUAUUAAUAAACAUGUUGCAAGAAAAUUCAUCAUGUUGUUUUGUAGAAGAAAAAUGCUGAUAACAUAUUUUUUAACACAUUCUUUUCCAAUACAGUCUAUUACUAACUGAAUUUCAUAGACGUCUCACUGAAAAACCCGGGCUCUCUCUCAAGGUUGUAGUUAUUUUCUCAUGGAUUAAGGAAGCUUGACUAUUUUUUUGGACAGCAAUGUCACACAAGAGACUCAGACAAGUGAACUUGUUUGAUUUUGAAGAAAUGUAAAUGUUUUGCUUUCCUUGAAGUGGCUCAAGGCCAGCAGCAAUACUCGUGUCGAUAUGUCAAGUUGUGACUAGUUAUAAUGUUUCUAAGAUAAAAGUUCACAUUCCUUGUUUACAGUCUUUAAGUACUGUGAUUUGUGUAUGACAAUUCACAUGCUAAUUGUAUUAUCUUAGGUUAAUGAUGGUGUCAUCUACCUCAUGGUGUUAAUGAUGGUGCUAAUUGUGAUUUCUGCAUUUUUUCAA
Vicia villosa (hairy vetch) is the source of this 1936-nucleotide messenger RNA. RefSeq lists its product as uncharacterized. NCBI's taxonomy places the organism in Eukaryota, Viridiplantae, Streptophyta, Magnoliopsida, Fabales, Fabaceae. Gene Ontology annotation, molecular function: RNA binding. The record is from RefSeq and is a predicted model, not a curated record. The transcript is spliced from 5 exons. The coding region runs from base 335 to 1381 and encodes 348 amino acids.